AUGCCCAAGAGGAAGGUCAGCUCCGCUGAGGGGGUGGUGAAGGAGGAACCCAAGAGGAGACUGGAGAGGUUGUCAGCUAAACCGGCUCCUGCAAAAGUGGAAACAAAGCCAAAAAACGUGGCAUGGAAAAAAUCUUCAGACAAAAAAGUGCAAACAAAAGAGAAAAGGGGAGCAAAGGGAAAACAGGCUGAAGUGGCUAACCAAGAGACUAAAGACUUACCCGCAGAAAACGGAGGAACUAAAAACGAGGAGAGCCCAACUUCUGAUGAAGCAGGAGACAAAGAAGCCAAGUCUGAUUAA
Messenger RNA from Mesoplodon densirostris (Blainville's beaked whale), 300 nucleotides. RefSeq names its product non-histone chromosomal protein HMG-14-like. Gene Ontology annotation, biological process: chromatin organization. Gene Ontology annotation, molecular function: nucleosomal DNA binding. The record is from RefSeq and is a predicted model, not a curated record. Gene Ontology annotation, cellular component: nucleus; chromatin. Bases 1 to 300 code for a protein of 99 amino acids. The transcript has a single exon. NCBI's taxonomy places the organism in Eukaryota, Metazoa, Chordata, Mammalia, Artiodactyla, Ziphiidae.